Molecule: messenger RNA, 1985 nt
Organism: Choloepus didactylus (southern two-toed sloth)
Lineage: Eukaryota; Metazoa; Chordata; Mammalia; Pilosa; Megalonychidae
Gene: TMEM165
Product: transmembrane protein 165
Exons: 6
Coding region: 262-1233 (323 amino acids)
Biological process (GO): calcium ion transmembrane transport; Golgi calcium ion transport; manganese ion transmembrane transport
Cellular component (GO): Golgi apparatus
Molecular function (GO): manganese ion transmembrane transporter activity; calcium ion transmembrane transporter activity
Source: RefSeq, a predicted model, not a curated record
GCUGCGCUGAGACAGUUGGUUUGAGUGCUGUGUGGCCGCCGCCUUAGAGGAGGAUAGCUGAGCGGGCGGCUGCAGUCGCCGGUCUGCCCCUAAGCCUCGCGCCCGCCUCGCCCACCUCCCGCGUGGCGCCGGUUCAUCACUGAGAGUUGGCGGGGUGUGCGGAACACGAGGGUCGCACCGCGGAGGCUGCUCGCGGCUGAGUCUUCCAGUCACCGGCCCUUCUUCCUGCUGUGCCCUUGCGCGGCCGUCUCGGUUGGCGGGAUGGCGGCGGCCGGGAGGAGUGACCGCGCAUCUGCGCCCGGGCUGCUGCUGCUCCUGCUGGUUUCGCUACUGUGGGCCCCGGUGGGGGUUCGAUCCGCCCCCGACGAAGACCCUAACCACCGGAACAAGGAACCGCCGGCGCCUGCCCAGCAGCUGCAGCCGCAGCCUGUGGCGGUGCAGGGCCCCGAGCCGGCCCGGGGCGAGAAAGGAGUCACACCAGCAGCCCCAGUUCAUACUAACAAGGAAGAACCAGCUACUGAAACUAAUUUGGGAUUUAUCCAUGCAUUUGUAGCUGCCAUAUCAGUUAUCAUUGUAUCUGAAUUGGGUGAUAAGACAUUUUUUAUUGCUGCCAUCAUGGCAAUGCGCUAUAACCGUUUGACGGUGUUGGCUGGUGCUAUGCUUGCCUUGGGCCUCAUGACUUGCUUAUCAGUUUUGUUUGGCUAUGCCACCACAGUCAUUCCCAGGGUGUAUACAUACUAUGUUUCAACUGCGUUAUUUGCCAUUUUUGGCAUUAGAAUGCUUCGAGAAGGCUUAAAGAUGAGCCCAGAUGAGGGUCAAGAGGAAUUGGAAGAAGUUCAAGCAGAAAUAAAGAAGAAAGAUGAAGAACUCCAACGAACCAAACUUUUAAAUGGACCAGGAGAUGUUGAAACCAGUACGAGUGCAACGAUACCUCAGAAAAAGUGGUUGCAUUUUAUUUCACCCAUCUUUGUUCAAGCUCUCACAUUAACAUUCUUAGCAGAAUGGGGUGAUCGCUCUCAACUAACUACGAUUGUUUUGGCAGCUAGAGAGGAUCCCUGUGGUGUGGCUGUGGGUGGAACAGUAGGACACUGUUUAUGCACAGGCUUAGCAGUAAUUGGAGGAAGAAUGAUUGCACAAAAAAUCUCUGUCAGAACUGUGACAAUCAUAGGAGGCAUCGUUUUUUUGGCGUUUGCAUUUUCUGCACUAUUUAUAAGUCCCGAUUAUGGUUUUUAACAAGCUGUUGCAUUUAUAUUUAGUUUAAGAUAGGUAACUCAUCUUUCUAUACAUAGUGUACAUUAUAACUAAAAGUGAUGGGAAACACUGUAUUUUGUAGCAGUGAUUUGUGAGUUUGACCCAUUUAAUGAAAGUAUUAUGUCCAUGAAAUAAUCACUGAUUCUAUCUGCAACAUGGAUUUUUAAAAGAAACCUAAUUCUAAGCAUGAAUUUUUUUUUUCUCCAGCAUACUUGAUAAUAUGGUCUCUCUCUGUCUUUUUUUUUUGGUAUAUACAGAACCAUUGUGUGGUGGGUUCUACCACUUGAAUUUCUUUUAGUACUGCCCCCCUUUUUUAAUAAGAAAUAUAAAUUUUCUUCUGGAUCACUGAGGCAUUUUAAGACAUUUACCUUAAAAUUUUUCUUGGAGGAAGAAUGAAUUAAUCUUUUAACACAUUUCCCUGAGCCAGUAUGUGGUAGUUUCAUCAGAAGACUUUUCAAAAUUAUAUUCUUGGUUAAAAAAAGAUAAGUAUGAUUAAUAUCACUAUUGUGAUUAAUAUCACUAUUAUAUCAAUAACAUGACACAACAGGAUUUGUUUGCCAGAUCUGUUCCCCCUCUUUUCUUUUAAUUGGGUAGGAGACCCAAUAUAAAAAACAGUCAAUAUUUGACUGUGAAAUUACCAAAUUAAGAGAAUACUAUGAAUGUAUUCAUAUUUUUUCUAUACUGAAUAACAAUGUAACAUAGAUGCAAUGUAAAUAAAAGUGGUAUGACUGGUG